GGAAAAGCGCGAGCUACGCUGCCUGGCACAGAGAGGGGACAACGCGCACACGGAGAAAGAAUAUCUUGCACGGAUGCCGAUGUAUUGUAUCACUCUGAGAUCUCAUGUCGCGCAAAGAGACAGAUGAAAGACAUCGACCACCUUAGACUCGUGGAGAGAUCUGCGAAAGCAAGAGCGCAGCUUUAUAAAGUAAAGCACUUAUCCCCGGAGGCUCAACUGUCACAGUAUGGAGAACAUCACAAGUCCCUUCAUCCCAAACCCAACAUGCAACAACAGCAUGGACUUAUACUAUCACAACUCUCCCAACCGGAGCGAUCUGAAUUGCACGCCGCCGGCUGACUACUUAUUUUACGCAGAUCUGUACGUGGUUCUCCCGGUCAUUUACUCCGUGAUAUGUGCCGUAGGUCUGACGGGCAACACGGCGGUCAUAUAUGUGAUCCUCAAAGCACCCAAAAUGAAGACGGUGACCAAUAUGUUCAUUCUGAACUUGGCGAUCGCCGACGACCUCUUCACUUUAGUGCUGCCCAUCAAUAUAGCGGAGCAUCUGUUACACUACUGGCCGUUCGGCGAAGUGCUUUGCAAAAUUAUUUUAAGCAUCGAUCACUAUAACAUCUUCUCCAGCAUCUACUUUCUGACAGUUAUGAGUGUGGACCGGUACCUGGUGGUGCUGUCGACCGUGCGCUCCAAGCGCAUGCCGUACCGCACAUACCGGGCAGCGAAGAUAGUGAGUCUGUGCGUGUGGCUGCUGGUGAUCCUCAUCGUCAUGCCCUUUACCGUGUUCGCAGGAGUCUACAUCAGCCCCGACGACUCCGACAGGAAAAGCUGCGUGCUGAGUUUCCCUAGUCCUGAAAGUUUAUGGUUCAAAGCGAGCCGGAUUUACACCCUCAUACUCGGCUUUGCCAUUCCAGUGUCUACAAUUUGCAUUCUUUACACCAUGAUGCUGUACAAACUAAGAAACAUGCGUCUGAACACCAACGCCAAAGCGCUGGACAAAGCCAAGAAGAAGGUGACUAUCAUGGUGUUUAUUGUACUGGCCGUGUGCCUGUUCUGCUGGACGCCCUUUCACCUCAGCACCAUCGUAGCGCUGACCACAGACCUUCGGACCACACCGCUUCUCAUCGGCAUCUCGUACUUCAUUACCAGCCUGAGCUACGCCAACUCCUGUCUGAACCCGUUCCUCUACGCCUUCCUGGACGACAGCUUCAGAAAAGCAUUCAAGAAGAUGUUAGAAUGUAGACCUGCAUGAAUGUAACGCAUUUUGAAGGGACGAGUAACAGGGUUGUGGACCAUUCAGAAUUUAAUUCGAUUCCUGGAUUUGAAUUAAGGUAGCAAACAGAUGCAGUUUAUGUAUUUAGCAAUUGGAAUAUACCUCAUUAAAAUAUAAAAUAGCCUAUAUUACCAAAUUUCAAAUAAAUAUUUUAUAUUUUAAUUAUAUAUAUAUAUAUAUAUAUAUAUAUAUAUAUAUAUAUAUAUAUAUCCUGUAGUUUGUGGCCAAUUAAAUUCAAAACUGGAUUUUUAAAUUCAAAAUUGUGUCCAGCCCUGAUUAAAAUAGUUAUGAUCAAAACUGAAUACUGACAGUGUCUCAAAACAAAACUGAUCAGCCCAUAUAGGCAUUUUAUUUUUUAAACCAUUAUCGUUCCAAUUCAGUAUUGUAGUUUCUAUCCAAUUAAAUUCAAAGUCACACUCAUAAACUUAAAGGGAACCAAUUUUAAAAUUCUAUUUUUUUUGCCCAAAUACAGUUCCAGUGAAUAAAAUAUCACUGUGUCCACUACUUCAGAAUCAGAUCCUGUCCCUGUGUGUUUUCCCAGUAAUAAAAGAAAGUAUCUUCCUGACACUAAAUUCUAAUAUGAGAGUUUGUCUCCCUCUUGUGCUCUCUCUGUGAUGAAAUAUUUUGAAAUGUGCUUCGGUGCAUUUCUAACAGCAGUGCCCUGGGAACUUGACGUAGGAAUGACAAAUAUGUGAUAUCAUUUCUGAUGUAGGAUGACAUGACAUGACAUAACAGCAGGGAGUCAUGUGUAUAUAUUUGUAUAGACCUGCUUUUGUCACAUGAAACGUCAUCACUUCCGAUCCAGCAUCACGGUAUCUUAAUAGCACAUUUCAGACAGAUGUUUAAACGUGCAUUCUUCUUCCUUUAAAUGAAUGAAUAUAAAUGUAAAACAUUUUUGUUUGUGUAUAUCAAGAGAUGUUGGUCAUGCAGAUCGACACAGUGAAGCAUACUGUUACAUGGCUUUUUAAAUAGGCUACAUGUUGUAAAUAAAAUGGAAUAAAUAAUUUGUCUUUCAUUUA
Messenger RNA from Ctenopharyngodon idella (grass carp), 2286 nucleotides. It is a transcript of the gene npbwr2b, whose product is annotated as neuropeptides B/W receptor 2b. Bases 227 to 1246 code for a protein of 339 amino acids. Gene Ontology annotation, cellular component: neuron projection; membrane. The transcript has 2 exons. Gene Ontology annotation, biological process: neuropeptide signaling pathway. Gene Ontology annotation, molecular function: neuropeptide binding; neuropeptide receptor activity. The record is from RefSeq and is a predicted model, not a curated record. Lineage: Eukaryota; Metazoa; Chordata; Actinopteri; Cypriniformes; Xenocyprididae.